UGCCCCCAGUAAUGUCCCUGGAGCUGACUGGGGACCCGUGCCACCCCCGGGGGUGUCCUAGUGUCCCCGGUGACCAGGUGUGUCCCCACAGCCACCCCCGAACCUGCAUGAAGUGUGGGAAGAGCACAGCAGUCCUCGUCAUCCGUGUUGGGGAUCCCUUCUGCCGCGGCUGCUUCCGUGACUACUUUGUGCACAAGUUCCGCGCAAUGCUGGGCAAGAACCGUGUCAUCUUUCCAGGAGAGAAGGUGCUGCUGGCACUGUCAGGGGGCUCAGCCUCCAGUGCCAUGGUCUGGCAGGUGCAGGAGGGGCUCAGCCGGGAGACAGCCAAGAGGCUCCGCUUCAUCCCUGGUCUUGUCUAUGUUGAGGAGGGAGCUGUGCGCCGGCAGAGCCCGGAGCAGCGAGAGCAGACCCUCGCCCAAAUGAAGACCCUGCUGCAGGCCACUGGCUUCCCCUACCACAUAGUCCACCUGGAGGAGGCGCUGGAGCUACCCCCAUCCAUCUUACAGCCGGGGCCAGAGCGCUCCGGUGCGUCCAGCACAUCCGGCUCUUCCUACAAGGAGGCUGUGGACAGCUUCAUCCAGCAGCAGAGGCAGGAAGGGGGCAGGGACAGUGCCACCUCUAGCCACAGCACCCAGGACAUACCAGCAGGACCCUCAGCCACCUCCCACCUGCCUGACCCUGCCCAGACCCAGGAGCUGCUCCGAGUCUUCGAGGCUGUGGAGACAACAACAGCACGGGAGGAGCUGCUGCAGAUGCUGCGGACCCACCUGAUCCUGCAGACAGCCCGGAGCAGGGGCUAUCCCAAGGUGAUGAUGGGUGAGACCUGCACACGCGUGGCCAUCAAGCUCCUCACUAACCUGUCGCUGGGUCGUGGUGCCUUCCUCGCUGUUGACACGGGCUUUGUGGACAACCGCCAUGGCGACGUGAUGGUGGUGCGACCCAUGCGGGACUACACUUCCAAGGAGAUUGCUUUCUACAACCACUUCUUUGGUGUCCCCACUGUCAUUGUGCCACCUCUCUUCACCAAGCGCCGGGAGAAGCCAAGCAUCCACCACCUGGUCCAGGACUUCCUCCUGGGACUGCAGGAAGAUUUCCCCUCCACCAUCAGCACUGUUUACCGGACAGGGGAGAAGCUGAGCCCAGAGCCAGCCAAGGCCAGCAGUGAAGAGCAGCGCUGCCUCCUCUGCCUGUGCGGCCUGGAUAUUGAAGGGGAGGAGGUGUUGGCCCUGGAGCCUACGCUGAUCGUGGAGGAGCCGAUGAGGAAUGGGGCUGAGAGCAAAGCUGCCUACAUCCCCCUGCUGUGCUACAGCUGCCGCCUCACCUUCAAGGAGCUGGGGCCCCUGGCCACACUGCCACCCUACAUGCGUGCCGAGGCCCAGCGCAGGCUGCAGAGAGCAGAGAUGGAGCAGGAGCCCAGCAAGAGUUGA
This is a messenger RNA of Acanthisitta chloris (rifleman), 1427 nucleotides long. It is a transcript of the gene CTU2, whose product is annotated as cytosolic thiouridylase subunit 2 homolog (S. pombe). Gene Ontology annotation, molecular function: tRNA binding; sulfurtransferase activity. The transcript is spliced from 14 exons. The record is from RefSeq and is a predicted model, not a curated record. Gene Ontology annotation, cellular component: cytosol. Gene Ontology annotation, biological process: tRNA wobble position uridine thiolation. The annotation marks the transcript as partial. NCBI's taxonomy places the organism in Eukaryota, Metazoa, Chordata, Aves, Passeriformes, Acanthisittidae.